AUGGAAUCAUUUAAAAAUACAUUACGUACUAAAUGGACGAAACACAUUACAGCUAGAAGGAUUAGAGGUCUAUGGAGUGACUAUCAGAGAUCUUCAGAGGCAAAGGAUCCAAUCAUGAAACAAAAAUUAAAUAUCUUUUUAGACUCUUUUCAAGAUGGAUACAAAGAAUUGAUGGAUUCAACAGCAGGUCAAAUCAAACCAAUCGAUUUGGAUAAAAUAUAUGGUGAUUGUUCUGAUAUUCUAGUAUCUCUAUUAGAGUUGGUUGAAAAAGAAUCAUCAAACGACAAUAACAACAAUACCAAUAAUAAUAAUAAUAAUAGUAAUAAUAAUGUUAUAGAUGGGAUAUUAAUAAACAAAUCACUUGGAGUAAUAGAAUUAAUUUUACAUGACGAAAAAUAUAAAGUAGUUGUUAAAGAUACAAUUGGAUUAGUUGCUAAAAUAUUGGGAUUAUUGGAUACUGUUGAAUCGGUUGAUAGCAAGAAACUAGUACUUCGAAUUAUCAGUUCGAUUGGUGAAAAUACAGAGAUUAAAUUAGAGAUUGGUAGAUUACAAGGUUUCAAGAAACUCCUUUCCCUCAUGAACUCUGAACGUGAAUUGACACUCGAUGUACUACGUACAACCAAACAAUUCUUGGAUCUUAAACAAUUGGUAAAUGAUGAGGAACUUUUAAUUAAUAUGAAGAAAUCUUCUUCAAUGUCUUCUAUUAGUGAAUUUGCAAGACAUAAAAUUGGUACAGCUGUUAGUGAAGGAUUUAAAGUGAUUGUUGGAGAAUUCCAAAAGGUAUUUUCACCAAAUGAUAUGAUUCCUCGGAAAAUGUCAAUGGAAAAGGCAAUCAUGAUGGGUGGAACGGAUAUGUUGGGUGCGAUGGACGGAUCGUUCAUUCCAAGUUAUGAUAUCCUCGAGUUGGAGUGGACGACAAUGUCUGCUAUGGCUGCCGAAGGAGGUCGAGGUUUAGAUCAAGACAUUGAUUUACAAACUCAAUUACAAAGAUUACAACAACAAUUACAAAAACAACAACUACAACAGCAACAGCAACAACAACAACAAUCAUCACAAUCACAACAAUCUGUACAACAACAACAACAACAACAAUCGCAAUCACUUACCAGUAGUAAUAAUAAUAACGCAUCAUCAACUGGAGAACAACAAACACUUUCAACAUCAUCAUCUUCUUCAACGGGAAGUAUGUCAUUGUCAGCAUCAUCAUUACCAGUAUUCAAUGAAGAUGAAAUAUUAAAAGAGUUUAUGAGAACACAAGAAGCACUAAGCUCGCUUCUCACAGGUCUCAAGGAAGCCAGUCGACAAGAUUCUACGACACCUCUUGUACAGUUGGAUAUUCUCGAAACCAUAUGCAAGCUACUAUACAAUAGCAAAAAGAAUCAGGUAGAGUUUGCAAAGUUGGAUGGAUACCAGACACUCUUUACACUCUUUGACAAUAGUCAGUGUGGUGCCAUCAAGGAUUUUUCAUCGGCCGAAGGAAAGGAUUUCCUCGAAGAUAUAUUUGGAUUGAUCUUUAUCAUGGUUUUAGAUGGUAGCAAGAAUAGACGUAUCAACAAUCCAGAUGCCCUUCAAUUUUUAUUUAAUAUUUUAGAAGACAACAACAAUAAUAAUAGUAACAAUAAUUCACCAACUACUCAGAAUAGUAGUAGUAUUAAUUCAUCAUUAAUUGAAGUUAAAUUACAAGCUCUAACUUGUAUACAAGAUUUAAUAUCAGUCAAUCCUUUAAAUAUUGUAAAUAUUAAAUAUGUUGGAGGUAUUGAAAAAUUAUUUAAUUUAUUAUUAGAUAUUUUUAAGGAUAAAUCAAAAGAAGAAGAAUUUUUAUCAAGUGAAAAGAAUUCAACCAAAUUAUUAUUGGCAACUAGUGAAUUAAUAUUAUAUCUUGGUGUAUUAUUUAGUAAAUACAAUUGUGAUGUAUUCAAAAAAUACAUUUCAUUAUUGUCAAGUAAACCUCCGCUCUAUAAUACUUUACAAUCUUUAAUAGUUCAAUCUUCAAUCACUUUAUUAUCUGAUAUUGUUUAUCACAAGACAUCAAUUGAUAAUAAUAUGAUACCAAUAUUUAUGAAAAUAAUAGAAAAUUAUCAAGAUCAAUUAUAUGAUACCAUUCAUUUAAUUAAAAGUAGUAAUAUAAAUAGUGAUGAAGAUAUUGAAAAUGAUCAUUCACCAAUACAAGGCGGUAGCAAUACUGCUGCUGCCACUUCUACUUUUACAAAUGAUGAUCAUGAAAUGGAAGUUGAAAUGUCUCAAGAAAAAGUAAACUAUAUGAUUAAAAAUCAAGAUUUAUAUGAAAAGAAAUCUUCAAUUGUUGAUAGAAUACUUUUAAUGUUGGAAUUGACAAUAAUGUAUAUAAAAUAUUGUGAAGGAUCAUUAAAAGAAUUUAUAUCAAAUCAAGAAUAUAUUAAAAUAUUUGUAUCACUUGCAAAGAUUGAAUUUGAUCAAGAGACUAGUGAAAUAUCGGAUUUAUGUUUUUGGAUGAUCAACAAGAUUGUGGAAUUGGAACCAGCACCACAUGCAACCGUUGGUAUGUUGGUGAGUCUGUUGGAUGAUGCAUCAUUGUCAAAUAGUCGUCGUGAAAAACUGUGCUAUGCCAUUGCCGACAUGAUGCAUUACUAUAAUGGUGACCAACAACUCUUGGCAACCAACCUGCAAGGAGACGAUGAAGAGUCGCGGUUGUUGCGGUCAUUGAUCAACCGCAACUUAUUGAAAAUUAAGUUCCAAGAGUAUGGUGGAUUAAACUCAUUGAUCAAUAUUGUUAGGAGUGGAGGACAACAUGCUGAAGACUUGAUGAAAGGGUCAAUGCAGUCUGCGUCUUCGGCGUCAUUGUCGUCUUCGACAUUGUCACCGACACUACUCGUGUACUCAGCGUUGGUUGCAUUGUGCGAGGUGUGUUACAACUGCGAGGAGAAUCGGUCGAUUGUCGACAUGAUGGGAUUCAUGAAGAUAUCGAGUCUGAUCAAGAGCUCGCAUAUUGUUGUCGACGAAUACUUGUUCCAGCUGUUUGCAGAGCUGGCCAUGAACAACAAUGUGUUGAUUCGUGCACAACGCGACUAUCUGCAAAACACAUUCUCGGGACGUGUCAUGUCGGUCAUCUCCAAUAUUGAAGAUCCUCAACCACAGUUUACCUGCAUCCUACCACACUCGAAGCGUCAAGUCGACGUUGUCUCGUACAAGUCAACCGAUGUCGUCAAACGAUCCGUCCACAACAACACCAUGACCACCACCACCACCACCACGACAACCACCACCAUCAUCACUGAAACAAAUGGUGGGUUGUAUGGCGAUGAAAUCAAUCUUGGUGAUGAUAACAUUGACUUUAAUAAUACUCAUAGUCCACAACAUCAACGUAAAAUUAGUAAUGGUCAAAUUCCAACUAUCAAUCAACCACCAAAAUCAAAUCAAAUUAAAUCAAAUAUGAAUCAAGGUCAUCACAAUCAUCAACAUAGUCAUCAUAGUCAUCAAAACAAACAAACAUCAACUUUAAAACCAACAUCAUCAUAUAAACCAACAAAUAAUAUUAAUAAUAAUAAUAAUAAUAAUUUCCAACAACAAGGUACAGGAAUAAUUAGAGUACCAAGUUUUAGAAAUUUAUUUAAUGGAACUAGAAGAAAUAGUAUUGGAUCAUGGGCAGGUUCAUUUGAUGAUAUGUAUGGUAUUUAUCAACAACAAUAUCCUUCCAACAACAAUAACAACGAAUAUAAUAAUAAUAAUUAUAUUGAAACGAUUAGCGAUACAAUGAGUAAUGCUAGUAGUGGAAGUGGAACUGGUGGAAGAAGAUUUAUGAAUAGUAGUAACAACUCUGCUUCUCAUAUGAAUCUACUACCAUCGAUUGCCAUUGAUGACAAGGAAACCAUCUAUUCGUAUACUGUACUUGGUAGAACACGUAUUCGUUCACCAGAAGCAGCUCUCAUGCUGAUUGACUUGCUCCCACAAUCACCAGCAAUGAUUCAACAACACAAUCUCGUCUUGUUGAUGAAGAUCCUAGAAUCGAAUCCACAAAACAAAAAGAUGAUGUGUGCAGCACAAGGAUUGAAAUUCCUACUCUACCUGUCACACCAGUCACCAGAGGAAACGCAAUCCUACUAUAGUCGACUGAUCGUCAUUCUCGGUCUCUACGAUAUCUCACCGUCCGAAGUUCGAUUGUUGUUUGAUUUGGCUUGUUUCCCAUCAUUUGAAUCUCAUCCACAAUUGGAAUCAUUUGAUCGUGAACAACAACAACCUCAACAACAACAACAACAACAAUUGACAUCAUCCAAAUCAAGAAAACAAGAGUUACAAAUGCAGGUGUUGUAUGUAAUUGGUACGUUGACCGAAAGAAAGACACCUCCACUCUACUUUAACUUUGAUGGGUUUGACAGUUCAAUCAAGAUUGGUCAAAUUGACAAGUUCCCAUCGAUUCGUACUGGAUACACCUUUUCGUGUUGGAUCAAGACCAACUACUUUAUGAGUGAAGAGUUUGGACUGUUUUCGUGGCAAGAUAUGAGCGAUAAUAGCAUCUUUGAGGUGUAUUUCAAGUCACUGGGAAGAACCAGUGCCGGUGCACCGGUUGGCGACCAAAACAAGCGUACAUUGUGCAUGCAAGCACGAAACUAUCCGUCACCACCCGAGACAUUUUGUUUUGACAAGUUUGCAUUCUCAGAGUGUGGCAGUUGGCAUCACAUUGUAUUGACACAGAGCAAGACCAAGAUAUCUCUGUUUGUCGACGGCAAGUUUGUGCAACACCACUCUACCAACAACUACCCACGUGUCAUUACCAAGGACAAGCCUAUCCAAGGAUGUAUUGGUAAACGUCUCUACACGCCAUCAAGUGCCAACAACUCUGCAUCGAAUCUAUCGCAAUUGUUGCACACUGGCAAUGGCAGUACACCAACCUCUGCACACAGCUCCUUUAACAAUCUACCAUCAUUGCACGAGCUUGAAGAAUUACAGUUACAACAACAGACUCUUGGCUACUUUUGUGGUCAAAUGGGUACGAUUCACUUUUUCGAAGGUAUUUGGGAAGCACCUUCAUGCCACAAGGUGUACAGUCGUGGUAAUCUUUACAACAAUUCGUACAAGGCCAUUGGUAUUGAAAACAAGGAAUUCUUGGUCAUCAAACCACAAGCAUCUCCAAAUGGUUAUAUCGAACCUUUAUUAAAUGCAGCUGCCGCAUUGUCAAUGUCUGGUGAAAUCACCAAUCCCAACACUGUCGUAUCAGUAUUAAAGGAAUCAAUUGGUAAUUUACCUUCUCCUCCAACAAAUAAUAAUAUUAUUGUUCCACCACCUACUGGACCAUCAUCGACCUCCUCCUCUAAUAAUAAUAAUGUUAUAUCUUCACCUCCAUCAUCACCAACAAUGCCAAGAAAUUCAUCAUUUGGUAAAGAUCAAUUAAAUCCAAUCGUCCCACCAACAUUAUUGGAACAUAAUAAUAAUAAUAUUGUACAACCAACUUUAUUAUCAAAUUCAACAGAUACAUUUAGUGAUACAUCUAAAAAAUCAUCAUCUUUAAUCUCACCAAAAGAUAAUAAUAUUAAUAGCAAUACUCCUACAUCUACUACUUCUACCAUUUCUUCUACUAUUUCUUCUUCAACUUCAAAUAUAUUAACAACUUCAACAAUGAUACCAAUUGAAACACAAGGAGCAAAUGUAGAAUUCAAGGGAGGAGUAAAUGUUCAUCAAACUAGAUGUUUAAAGGAUGUGAUUAAAGAGGUUGGUGGUAUUCAUUUAUGUUUCCCAUUGUUGGAUAUGGCGCCAGCUCAACAAGUAGCAGGUCUGCGUAUUCUAGCCGGUCUCUUGCACAAGAGUGAGACCAAUAAGGCACAGUUCCGUGAACUCUUUGGAUUCAGUAUUCUCUACCACCUUUUACUUCGUUUCUCAUCGUCUUCGUCGUCUAUCAUCUAUGGAGGCAAUACCGAAUUGUCAAUGGAGACAUUUGAAAUUCUUUUUGAUCUCUUGAUGGAUGGAAUGAACAAUCAGAGCGACACCAAGCAACUGUGGAGUCACGACUGUAUGAUCCUCAUACUCGAUCUCAUCACGAGUAGUUGUCAAUCUGAAGAACUCCAACUACACGUUUUGAAAUACUUUAACACGUUUUUGUCAUCAUCUUCUGCUGGAGGCAGUGACACUCUCAAAUUAUGGAUUACCAACCCAUACGCAACCUCGUAUAGUCAGGAUAUUCAAGCACAGGAUCCAACUGCUACAGUCGCACCACCACCCGCCGUCUCCAAGAUCAACUAUCUUUUGGCAUUGUCAUUGUCAAUGGAGGGAGACUGCACAUUCCUCCUAAACAUUGUCAAAAAGAUACUUCCACACCUCACCCCCGUCGAUCUAGAGUCUAUCUUUAAAUACCUCGUUUACAACAAGGAUGGCACAUACGAACGCAUUGCUGUAAAGUCUAGAUUGUUUGAAAUCAUCUAUGAGGAGAUGCGCAAGUGUCCCUCCCUUCUCGAGAAUCUCCGAUCGCUUGGUGGAUUCAAUAUUGUCUUUUCAAUGCUCGAGUUGCCCUCUGAUGAAAUCCGUGUGACGGUCAUUAAGCUCAUUGGACUGUUGAUGCAUUCAAACACAAAGGCAGCAUCUUUGUUUAGAAGAAAUAGUGGGUUUGAACUAUUAGCAACACUCUUGUCUCGUAGCAACCCACCAUCAGUGGUUGUUUGCAAAGCAUUGCUCACCUUGAUGGUCGAUGGUUAUAAAUUCGAUCCAAAAUGUAUCAUGGAAACUAAACAACGUUCAAGUAGUUGGAUAUCAUUGGAUUUCUUUACCAGAGACAAGUCAUAUGACUCGUUAUCAUCUCUUACAUCACCAUUAAAUGAUGGUGAUGAAGAUGAAAAGGAUAAAGAAAAAGAAAAGGAAAAGGAAAAAGAAAAAGAAAAAGAAAAGGAUAAAUCAAUUGGUAGUAGUAGUAGUAGUCAUAGUAGUAGUUCAACCUCUACAACAAAUAAUAAUAAUAGUACUUCUACACAACAACAACAACAACCACAACAUCCACAUGAUGAUAAAACAAUUGUAUAUCCAGAAGCAUUACAUACAUUGUUUUUAAUGUUGUCAUGUUUUGAUUUUGAAUCUAUUCAAAACCGAAACCAUCAUCACCAUGUCGAAUACCAGUGUCUUAAUGAAGUUGAAAAACUACUCGACUCUAGUAUGAAUAUGGAAAUACUUUGGAAUCAACCUUGGUUCGAAUGGCUCUACCAAUUUAUUGAACAACAAGGUUACCAUCAUUCAUCAAAAGAUAAUCUAGUCUAUCAACAAGCUCUUUCAUUAUGUAAAAAAAUGGUCAUCCAUGAUGUAAACAAAAAAACUUCAAAAAUUAUUAAAGUUAAAGAAGUUUGUAUUGAUUUUGAAGAAUUUUAUGUUCAUAUUGUUGAUUCAAUUUUGGAUUAUUUUGAAAAAGAUUAUGUGUUACCACAAAAUGAAUCAUCAGAUAUUAUCAAGAAUCUUGUCAUUUAUUUCAAAUCGUUGGAUGAUAUUGCAGUUCCACCAGAUACAUCAAUGAGAAUGUUAAAUACUAUCAACCAAUUAGCAGUUUACAACACAUCAACCAUUCGUUCAACCAUGAAAUCAAAUGGUCUAUUUGAUAUUAGAGAUACUUUAAUUAUUCAAUUAUUAAGAUGUGAUAUUAAAAAAUUAAUUAUACAAUUUGAAUUUGAUUUUGAAUGUGUAGUUGAUCAAAGAGCAUUUAGAGAAUCAAAUAAUGGAUUAUUAUAUUUAUUAUACUUUUUCCAUUUGUCGGUCAACGAUGCUCAAUUACAAUUCAUUAUCUAUGGUAUCUUAAAGAAUGUUUUUGGGUCAAGUGACGAGAAUAGAAAGAUUAUUUCAAAUAUACUCGAGGAUAAUAAUGUGGUUCAAAUGUUUUUCGAUCCCAACAUUCAAAACGGUGAUGAAUUUAUCGAAUGGUAUUACCGCGAGGAAAUGACACCAAAGCGUAUCGAAAUUGAAACGAGAAUUGGAAAGUUGAUGGCACCCGUCGAAACCAAAUACAACAGUCAACAAGAAAAAUUGGUCAAACUCAAGGAAAAGAGAAUCAAGCAGAGAAAGGAUAAAAACAUCAAGCAACAUUCCACCAUCACUAAACUAGUUCAAGAGACCGAGGAAAAGAGAAAGAACCGUGCCUCUAAAAUGAUGGUAGAAUACACUACAAUGUCCAAACUCAUACCCAUUCAUUCUAAAGAACGUUUAAACCUUGGUAAAGAACGUUGGGAUUUUUUCAAACAAAAGUUAUGGGAUUCUGUAUUAUGGAUUGCUAAUAGUUCAACUACAACUAAUAAUAAUAAUAAUAAUUCAACUCUAAAUACUCAUAAUAAUAAUCAUAAUAAUUUAAAUACUAACCAACAAUUACCAAUUCCACCAACUUCAACAAAUCUUUAA
Cavenderia fasciculata is the source of this 8334-nucleotide messenger RNA. RefSeq lists its product as uncharacterized. The transcript has 9 exons. NCBI's taxonomy places the organism in Eukaryota, Evosea, Eumycetozoa, Acytosteliales, Cavenderiaceae. The record is from RefSeq and is a predicted model, not a curated record. Bases 1 to 8334 code for a protein of 2777 amino acids.